Messenger RNA from Dovyalis caffra, 957 nucleotides. Lineage: Eukaryota; Viridiplantae; Streptophyta; Magnoliopsida; Malpighiales; Salicaceae. The record is from the annotation of a GenBank genome assembly.
AUGGGUUCUCAGUUCUCUAGACAGAUCGAAAAGCGUAAAGCAAUAUCAACAGAGAAGAAGAUUUUAGUUGAUCUUGAUGGAAGCUCUGGAGAAACAUAUCCAGGUUCUGAAUAUCGUCCCUCGGACAGGAAGAAUUGGAUGACUGGGCUCAACCUUGAGAAACUUCACACAAACCAAAUUGUAUGGCCUGGAACCCAUGAUUCUGCUACCAAUAAGAUUGGCAUCCCAUUGAUCACUCGUCCUUUCGCUCAAUGUCAGUGUUUGUCCAUCUACCGUCAGCUUUGUGUAGGCAGCAGAGUUCUUGAUAUUCGGGUUCAGGAAGAUCGUCGCGUCUGCCAUGGAAUCCUGAAAACAUAUAGUGUUGAUGUUGUUAUCAAAGACCUCAAGAAAUUCUUGUCAGAAACUCAGUCAGAGAUCGUAAUUCUUGAGAUCAGGACGGAGUUUGGCCAUGAUGAUCCUCCAGAAUUUGACAAGUACUUGGAGGAACAACUCGGAGAAUAUCUGAUCCAUCAGGAUGAUCAUGUUUUUGGCAAGACAAUUGCAGAAUUGUUGCCAAAGAGGGUAAUCUGUGUAUGGAAGCCAAGGAAAUCACCAGCUCCGAAACAUGGAAGCCCGUUAUGGAGUGCCGGAUAUUUGAAAGAUAAUUGGAUUGACACAGAUUUGCCAUCAACAAAAUUUGAUAGCAACAUGAAGCAUUUGAGUGAGCAACCACCAGUUUCGUCAAGGAAAUACUUUUACAGAGUGGAGAAUACUGUUACACCACAAGCAGAUAACCCAAUUCUGUGUGUUAAACCUGUGACAAACCGGAUUCAUGGAUAUGCUAGGCUGUUCAUAACACAGUGCUUCUCAAAGGGUUGUGCUGAUAAGCUGCAGAUCUUCUCUACAGAUUUUAUUGAAGAGGAUUUUGUUGAUGCAUGUGUUGGGUUGACACAGGCAAGAGUUGAAGGGAAGGCUUAA